AUGGCUACUAGUCUGCUGAAAUCUCUAGUGGAUACAACAAACAGGGAUUAUCCUUCAACCUUAAAGUUUUGCAUGUGUUGUUCUGCCGCUUUUCUUUCAGAAACUAUCACCUACCCACUCGAUAUACUUAAAACUCGCAUUCAGGUUUAUGGAGAACUACAGAACUCAUCAUACCCUGGAGUUAUUAAAAUUUGUUCUUCUGUCAUAAGAAAUGAAGGUCUGUUUAAACUUUGGCAAGGAUUAUCUCCAGCACUCUUCAGACACAUAAUUUAUACAGGAGCAAGGAUGCCAAUCUAUGAAAUUAUUCGCCAAGAUAUUUUCCAUUUACCUCCUGCAAGUCAUUUCACUGUAAAAUCAACUAAGAAUUCUUUCUCAGAUAAGUCACAUGUUAUGCCAAAACAGAAACUAUCUGCCAGGGAAGAAACGAACACUGAACUAAUUUAUGAGAAUAAUUCGAAAUUUGUUAUUCAAGCAGCUUUUACUGGGGUAAUAGCUGGAUCUUUUGCUCAGUUCUUAGCAAGUCCCAUUGAUCUAAUUAAGGUUCGGUUGCAAACAGAACGCAGAUGGAUGUCAGAACAACAUCUGAAUAAUUACAAACCUUCUAAGUCAACUGAAUUGCCUACUGGUCAUCAACGCUUAAGUUUUACACGUACAGCUAAACAAAUUAUUUCCGAGGGUGGAAUUAUUGGAUUGUGGCGUGGAGGAUUACCUAGUGUUCAACGUGCAGCUCUUGUGAAUAUGGGUGAACUUACCACUUACGACACAUCAAAGCGUUGGUUUGCCGUGCGUUUUCAAUUAGAAGAUGGUACGCUACUUCAUGUUUGUGCAUCGAUUACGUCUGGUUUUGUUGCGGCAGUACUUGGGACACCAGCUGAUAUGAUAAAAACACGAAUGAUGAAUCAACGUACAACAGCAUCGUCGUCAAUAAAUGGAAGCGGUCUAUUAUAUGCCGGAGUGAUUGAUUGUUUUCGUAAAACUGUUAAAAAUGAGGGAUUCUCAGCUUUGUACAAAGGUUUCUUUUUGAUAUGGGCUCGCAUGGCACCUUGGUCUUUAACAUUCUGGGUAACCUAUGAAAAAAUACGUUGUCUAGUUGGAGUUGAUGGCUUUUAA
Schistosoma intercalatum is the source of this 1110-nucleotide messenger RNA. The record is from the annotation of a GenBank genome assembly. NCBI's taxonomy places the organism in Eukaryota, Metazoa, Platyhelminthes, Trematoda, Strigeidida, Schistosomatidae.